Neoarthrinium moseri is the source of this 2604-nucleotide messenger RNA. RefSeq lists its product as uncharacterized. NCBI's taxonomy places the organism in Eukaryota, Fungi, Ascomycota, Sordariomycetes, Amphisphaeriales, Apiosporaceae. The record is from RefSeq and is a predicted model, not a curated record. The transcript has 6 exons. Bases 1 to 2604 code for a protein of 867 amino acids.
AUGUUUGAGAACCAACGCGAUUCUUUCGUCAUGAUUUCGAGGGACAUUCCUGUCGUUUGUAUUGUUCCAAAACUUGCAGCCUGCUACGAAGGGGCCAAAGUCUUGAUAGAAGACCUGCAUUGUCAUCAUUUUGAACUUGCAAGAUAUCAUAGCAAACAAGAUACAGGGUAUGUUCAAGUCAGGGACCAUAUUGUAAAGCUUGUUCAGGCACCUACGCCGGAUGAGUUAAAAGCGCGAGCAAAAAGGAACCAGCAAAUUUUGGACACGCUUUGUUUCGAUGCACUCCACGAUAGAGAAGAGCGCAUUGAUGAGGCUUCUGGCCAAACAUGCGAGUGGAUCUUGACAGCUACGGAAGACGAAAGAUCUCCACCAAUCUGGCAUUCAUGGCUGAACAACUCAGAUGACACCAUCUUCUGGAUGAGUGGACGGGCUGGCUCCGGUAAAUCCACUGUCAUGAAGUAUGCGUUCCAGAAUGACGACACCAGGAAGCGACUUCAGGCUUGGGCAGGCGAUGGCGAACUCUUGAUGGCGGCCGUUUAUCUUUUCGAGGCCGGAAGUCAGAUCCAGAAGUCGCGAGAAGGUAUUUUACGCAGUAUUCUCUGGCAGAUACUAAGUAUCAAACCCGACCUGAUAUACAUUGCAUUUCCCAGCUUUUUUGGGAGCGCAUGGCCGCCUAGCGAACCAUUCAAUACCGUCAUGAACUUGAGUCAGGGAUUCUACUCGCUAUUUGCAAAGAAAUCUGAAGUCAUGAAGCUCUGUGUAUUUCUCGACGGUUUAGAUGAGUAUCGCUUGAUGGACCGAAGGGAUUGUUACACAGAGGAUGACAUGACUCUUGUAUAUGAUACGGAAGACGGAGACGCAGGUCUAGGCUCCAGUAAAUGGAUCACAGAUGCACACAAGGACAUCGCAGAACUCAUCUUGGAGAUGGGAAGCAAGAAGGACAGCUUUAAAAUUUGCGUCACAAGCAGAGAGCUCCCAGUAUUCGAAGAAGCCUUCUGCGAUUGUCCCCGUCUACGAGUCCACCGGCACUCAGACAAAUCCAUCGCUCAAAUUUGUGCUGCUCGUCUGGAGCAAGAAGCACCGGGACUUUCCAAUAUCACGUAUGAUCUUUGCCGUGACAUCGCGUCCAGAUCGCAGGGAGACAUUCUCUGGGCUCGCCUGGUUGCGGAUAUGGUGAUCUCUCAGGGCUCACUCCGAACGCUGAAGCAAACACUUGAUUCUCUUCCCAGUCGCCUUGGCGGCGCCGAGGGUCUCUACAUGCGGAUGAUAGAGAGCCUUAAGCCAAGCUACCAGAAUGCAGCCUACAGGACCUUCCGCCUCGUGCUGAGGGCGAUUCAACCUCCUUGCCUCAUCACCCUAGCUUUUGCUGAAGAAGGGUACCUGGCAGACCCUCACACGGAGCAGGACAAAUCAUCUACGAGAAGGCUUCGUGUUGAGCAUGAUAGGUCUGAGUUGCGCACGGCCGAAUGCUUAGCAGAUAUAUGUCGCGAAAUGAAACAUAGACUCAGGGCAUGCUGUGCUGGUCUUUUGGAAGCAGAAGCAGCAUCAUCUGACUUAAGUCAAAGAGUUGUCUUCAUGCACCAAACGGCCAAGGAGUUCGCUGGCCGUGUGGACGUUUGGGACAAGGUGAAUCAUGGCUUGUUCGACAAUGCAACGGUGGAUAUCUGCCUGUUGAGUGGUUGUGUACGGCACCUGAAGUGUUUUGAUGCGCUGCAACCGAUUUGCCUGUGGCCCACUGUAGGCGUGAAUACAGAGACCUGGUUGUUGAUCGCCAAUGCCAUCCGCUAUGCUGCUAGGAUCGACAAUGAGAAAAUUGAUCGGCGCGCUUACUUCGAUCUCGUGGAUGAGUUGGACCAAGCAAACCAGCAAGCCUGGGUCACUUCCCUACUCAAGCACAAGCCUCUCUUCGAGGACCCCCAAUGGACAGACAUAGACUGCCCUUCCCUGUGCCAGAAACACUGGGCCGGUUUUGAGCCUAUGGAUGCUGGAAAGUCUCCGAAACGAAAGGAUUUCCUGGCAAUUGCCGUCCAGGCGAGCCUCACAAACUAUGUGGCUGAAAAGCUCAAAGCACUCAGCAAAGAGUCUAGGCGUGCGAAAGCACAAGAGCUUCUGGAGUUUGCCAUCAGCCCCAAAGCUGAUGGAGUUUCGGCUUGCGUGGCGCUUAGUGGAGACUAUACGGAUUUCCAUCACGACAUGCCUGACACCAAGGUCCUCGAGGUGUUGCUUGCUAAUGGAGCAAGCCCGCGUGUGGAUAGGAGGGUUUGGGUCAACGCAGUCAAAGCAGGAAAGUUAUACUUUGCGCAGCAGAGCAUGGCCGUCUCACACUUAUUGCAGAGUCGCACAAGCACACUUCUGAUGCUCAACAGGCAGAGAUGGGUUACCGCAAUAAAGGCGCUUCUGCUACACGGAGCAGAUCCGCAUAUCAGUAUCGAGAUACGUCGCGGUUCUGGCGAAAGUCGAUCCACCGAGGAGAGGAGCGCCAUAGAGAUCAUUAUUGCCAUGCUUGAUGGGGAGCCAGACUUCGCUCUAGAGUUGCGAGAGUUGCAGGCACUUGUAUAUCCGGGAUCACGACAGAGUAUGAGGUCAGGCUAUGCAAUUCGUUGA